Musca vetustissima is the source of this 1128-nucleotide messenger RNA. RefSeq names its product actin-related protein 2/3 complex subunit 1A-B (gene Arpc1). Gene Ontology annotation, biological process: Arp2/3 complex-mediated actin nucleation. The transcript has 3 exons. Gene Ontology annotation, molecular function: actin filament binding. The record is from RefSeq and is a predicted model, not a curated record. Gene Ontology annotation, cellular component: Arp2/3 protein complex; actin cytoskeleton. Lineage: Eukaryota; Metazoa; Arthropoda; Insecta; Diptera; Muscidae. The coding region runs from base 1 to 1128 and encodes 375 amino acids.
AUGGCUGAGACAUUUACAUUUGGAGGAAGUCUUGCGCCAAUUACUUGUCAUGCUUGGAAUAAAGAACGGAAUCAAAUUGCAUUGUCUCCGAAUAAUAACGAAAUACAUAUCUAUAAGAGGGACAACAAUGAGUGGAAAAUUGUGGACGUAUUAAAUCAACAUGAUUUGCGAGUAAUGGGAAUUGAUUGGGCCGAAAACACUAAUCGCAUUGUCAGCUGUGCUGCGGAUCGUAAUGCAUACGUUUGGCAGCAAGGCGAGGACGGCAAAUGGAAACCUACCUUGGUUUUAUUGCGUAUCAACAGAGCCGCUACUUGCGUUAAAUGGUCCCCUGCAGAAAACAAGUUUGCGGUAGGUUCUGGAGCUCGUCUUAUUUCGGUAUGCUAUUUUGAGUCUGAAAAUGAUUGGUGGGUAUCUAAGCAUAUAAAGAAACCUAUCAGAUCAACAAUAACGACUCUUGACUGGCAUCCAAACAAUAUACUUUUGGCAGCCGGCUCUACUGAUUAUAAGGUUCGCAUUUUUUCUGCAUAUAUUAAAGAUAUCGAAGAUCAACCAUUACCAACACCAUGGGGAAAUCGCAUGCCUUUGGGUAAUUUAAUGGCCGAGUUCAAAAAUUCUAGCACCUACGGAGGUGGCUGGAUAAAUAGUGUUAGAUUUUCCAGUGAUGGAAAUAAAAUAUGUUGGGUGAGCCAUGACAGUUGCAUAAAUAUCGCAGAUGCAACUAACUCAAAUACAAUAAUAAGAUGCAAGACCGAAUUUCUUCCCUUUUUGGCCUGUGAAUGGAUAUCGCUUACAUCUGUGGUGGUAGCUGGUCACAGCUGUGUACCCUUGGUGUAUACACUACAGGGUGACAAGCUCGUCCUUACAAACAAACUUGACAAGUCGCAAAAGAAGGAAAGUGGAGGUAUUUCAGCUAUGCGUAUAUUCCAAUCCUUGGAUAGAAAUUUGCGUACUGAAAAUUCAGAUACUCUUGUUGACUCCAUUCAUCAAAAUGCAAUUACUUGCAUUCGUCUAUAUGCAGGUGAUAAACAGAAUGGAACUCGUGUUAGCACAUCUGGGGUAGAUGGUCAAUUGGUUAUUUGGGACAUUGAUUCAAACAUCACGAAAUCAAUGCAAACUCUGAACAUUUAA